Molecule: messenger RNA, 1371 nt
Organism: Pneumocystis murina B123
Lineage: Eukaryota; Fungi; Ascomycota; Pneumocystomycetes; Pneumocystales; Pneumocystaceae
Exons: 1
Coding region: 182-1240 (352 amino acids)
Biological process (GO): regulation of DNA-templated transcription
Molecular function (GO): DNA-binding transcription factor activity, RNA polymerase II-specific; zinc ion binding
Source: RefSeq, a predicted model, not a curated record
AAAAUUUGAACAAAGUCGAUAAAUAACGAGAAGGCCUCGAUUAGAUUUUCUUUUUUAAAUAGAAAAAAAAAUAAGUAUUUUCAAGUAAAGGACCAGAAAAAAAAAAAGGUCCAAAAAUUCAAUAAUAGAUUGAAAAGAUUUUUAAAAGAAAAAUACUUUUUUUUUUGAAAAAAAAGUAUAUAUGACAUUUCAUUCAACGUGUGAAACGUUAGUAUCUCAGAAUAUUACACCUGGUUUUCUUUCUAUAAAUAAAAAAAUGGAAAUUGAUAAUACUUUAUUUAAGACAAGGGCUUUGGAUACUAUUAAGUUUCCAUAUCGUUCUCGUUCUUUACCGCUUAAAAGUUCAGAUUCUCCACGGCAAAGGAUUGAUGUAGCAUGUCAACGAUGUCGGAGACGUAAAAUUCGGUGUUCAGGAGAUCAAGGGCGACCGGAUGGGAAAUGUACGCAUUGUAUCAAAGCAAAUUAUCCGUGUGAAUUUGUUAGUCGGAUUCAUCCGCCGAUACAAAUUUCACCAAUUUUAAUGUCGCCAUCGCCACAAUCUCCUAGUACAGUUGAGUCGCCUCAGCCUUAUUUAAAUUCGGUGGUUCAGUUUCCUAGUGCGCUUUCGCCGGGUCUUACUUCUAAUAUGAAUCAUCAUGAUACAUCGUGGUCAAAUAAUGUAUCGACAGUUUUAACGAAUAAGCAUGUCUCGAAUCUUCCCAUAUAUAAUCAAGAUUUAUAUGGGACGUCGGAAACAUUGUCAGGAUUAUCAUGCACAUCUUAUUCGCGUACAACGCCUUCUUUAAUGGGACUACAUUCAUAUUUAAUGGCUAAUGAACCAUCUAUUGAUCUUUGGACGUCAGAGAAUUUGUAUACACAAAUUCAUGAUUCGUCUUCGAUACUUGAGACAACUACAGAGUUAGCUACAUCGGAUCAGUAUUUAACAAUGCCUCAAAGCAGUGGAUCAUCAUCUGAACAUCCUUUAUCAUUUGAUCAUCAAGCAUCGCAGUUUUGGUCGUCUAAUCCACUUUCUCAAUUUACUUGGACAUUAGAUUGCAAUAAGGAAUCAUUUGAUUCGGUUCCUAUUCUAUCGAGUUCAUAUGAUGCAUCUUCUGAUUCUGCUUGGGAUUCUCAAAGUCCUAUUACAGAUUUAUUUCCGAAUAAUAAUAUUGAUGGUUCUACCUUAGAUGGCAUGUUUUGUUUCAUUAAGGAUUUAAGCCCUACACCUGUUUUGCAAGAUGAUAGCUCGACAAUUAUCUAAUUAAUGUUACCCAUUUUUUCUGAAUAUCGUUCGUAUUUUAAUAUUUUCAUAAUCUAUGUUUUAUAUAUUUGAGCGAAUCUUUUUUGACUAGAUUUGUAAGGGUUAUAUUACAGUUUAAAUGCAAAUUUGUG